Messenger RNA from Drosophila suzukii, 1126 nucleotides. The record is from RefSeq and is a predicted model, not a curated record. NCBI's taxonomy places the organism in Eukaryota, Metazoa, Arthropoda, Insecta, Diptera, Drosophilidae.
UUGAAAUGAAUAAACCCGUUCUAUGUUGUAUUCUCUUGCUGGUUCUGGCUGAAGGAUUUUUUGAGAAUCGAUUCCAAACUAAUUUGAUAGAGCAGCUGAGUAGUAAGGAUUUGCCGCAAAACUUUGUGGUCUCCCCGUAUGCAAUUCACCAGGCUCUAACAAUUCUCUAUCUGGGAAAGAAUAAUCGCAGGGACUAUCAAUUGGCCCGAGCCCUUCGAUAUACUGGCCGUCGUCAUGCCAAGAUUUUAUCCUUUUUCGGGAAUGCUCGUUUGAAGGCGUUUAAGCAGGACUUGAAGAUGAUAAAUCGACUUUACUUGUCCCCGGACCACAAUGCAUCACUGCACAUGAAGAAAAUUAGUAAAUCUAUCGGUGUUGAAGUAGAGAACAUAAACUUUAGAGACGGACUAAAGUCAAGUGAAGAAAUCAAGAAGUGGCUUCACAAAUCCUUUGAUAAGGGUGGACAUCACAUGGUUGACAAACACGACUUAACCAACAUCACAAAAAUUGUGGGACUGCAAGGAAUUUCUAUGUCAUGUACGUGGAAACAUCGGUUCAAAUCGCUGACUAAACAAAUUUUUAGUAUGGCAAGACCCAAUAAGGCACCUUAUGUCUAUAAAGUCGAAAUGAUGUACACUGUAGCUCCCCUUCAGUUUUUCAACGAUGACGAAGUUCGGGGUGUUCUGAUACCAUUUUCUAGGGCCGAUAUCGGAAUGCUGGUCUUAAUUCCCAGACGACAGCUAAGCACCCAAAAAGUACUUCAAAAUCUGGAUAAAUAUUUAAAAAUACAGCUGAGAAAGGCGGAGGAGACUCACCUGUUUUUACCCCUUUUUACGGUCCACGAAACCGUGGACUUGAAUUUGGCCCUAAAGGCUCUGGGUCUCAAGAAAGUCUUCACCGACAUUAAUGUCGAUCAGAAUACGGAUGUUGCCAAUUUUAAGCAGUACAACUCUCUGGAAUCCAAGCCAAAUCGGGUGUUGAUGAGCACCGAUGUUGGAAGCGACAACGACCUAAGAGUCGUCAAGGUCAACCAGGGAUUUGUGUUCGUUAUCAAGGAUCAUAGUACCAUUUACAUGGUCGGGCGAAAGGAGUCGAUUUGAUAGCGCAGUUGCAGGAAUUUCCACUGAAA